Messenger RNA from Daphnia pulicaria, 4886 nucleotides. RefSeq lists its product as uncharacterized. Bases 73 to 2718 code for a protein of 881 amino acids. Gene Ontology annotation, molecular function: zinc ion binding; nucleic acid binding. NCBI's taxonomy places the organism in Eukaryota, Metazoa, Arthropoda, Branchiopoda, Diplostraca, Daphniidae. The transcript is spliced from 12 exons. The record is from RefSeq and is a predicted model, not a curated record.
UGCAUUCUGUGAAAUCAAAUUUAGUCUACUGCAGUUCUCUCACCACGUGUUUCUCAACGAUUAGAUUAGGAAAUGGCGUCAGCUUUCGAAAACGAUUUCGUGACUUGCAGUAUUUGCAUCAAUGAGUACAAUGAAUAUACCAGGAAACCUAAAGUCUUGCCAUGUUCGCACACUGUUUGCCUUUCUUGCCUCCAGGGGAUAUUUCAGGACAAUGCCAUUGCAUGCCCCUACUGUCGUCAAAGUUUUAAAUUAAAUGGCCAUUUAGAUGUGGGAAGGCUACCUAACAACAAUCAUGCUCUUCACAUCCUGAAGUUGAAUAAAAAAAUUGCGGGAUUAACUCCAACAUGGCAAAACAUAGCAAAAAAAACAUGUGAUAAAUAUAUAAAGCCAUUGCGUCCUUGUUUUAAGUGCAAUGAAGAAGGCCAUAUGUCCUAUAAUUGUCCAACUGAUCCCAAUCGUGGAAGAGGUGGUGGAAGAGGCGGAAUCACACGUCCUUGCUUUAAAUGCAAUGAAGAAGGCCAUAUGUCCUAUAAUUGUCCAACUGGCCCGACUCGAGGAAGAGGUGGCGGAAGGGCUGGUGGCGGAAUCACACGUCCUUGCUUUAAAUGCAACCAAGACGGGCAUUUAUCUUACAAUUGUCCUUCAACUGGCGGAAGAGGUGCAAGAAAUUCUCUUGCAUCCAGUUACGGUGCACCUAGUUCCAACACUGUUCUGUCGGCUUUUGACGAUAAGGGAACAAUUACAGUCACGCCAGAUACAAAACCAUCGAGUUUUGACUCUGGUGAAAAGAAGAAUGAUAUGGGAUCAGCUUCAGACAAAGCCAGCAGUCCAUGGGUAACCGGUGUCAACACUGCUUCAAGAGGUGCGAGAAAUACUCCGACAUCCAGCUAUAAUGCACGUAUUGUUAACAGUCAACCUGUAUUGGAUUAUUUGGGUAUCGCGAGCAAUUCAUCUGCUGCAACGCCUGCUACAGCAAUUGCUAGUAGUUGUACAAUUGCUGGUAUUCCUGCGACCGAUGAUUGGGGAUCAGCUAAUGCUAAUGCCAGUAAACGUGGUUCAGUUUCAAACGCAAACACAUUGAGGAUGAUCCCUUCAUUGGAUAAACGGUGUGAUUCUAGACCAGGAGAAGGGAGUGAUCGAAAUAUUAUGACGCGCAACCAAGAGAUUAGUCUAUCGGACCCGAAAAGAAAUUUUUGGAAUGGGACAUUCAUUCACGGAGGCUGGAGUUUCAAGGCCGGCUUGGAUAGUCUGGUCGACGACACUCGUUCUGUUCUUGCUGACUUGGAAAUGCCCAAAUCAAUAAAAGUUGUGGGCACUGUCGAACCCGAAAAAGUUUGGGCUUACUUGCGGAAAAAGAGAGAAACGAACCAAACGAUUGCCGAACACAUUGUUGUUUUCCAAAUUACUCCAGCAGCUACAUCUGCUGAUAUUGAAGGCUACAAGUUCUUCUACGAUGAACUAAACUUCCUGGACAUGUUUGCCAUUAUUGCUGGCGCUCAAGAUUCAAAACUACCUUUGAGGUUUAAAGCCUUUUAUGUGGUUCCUUUGGGCAAAGAGAGUCCGUUGCCUUUCGAAUUACCGUUCUACGUUAAACCAUCUUUUCAGGAAAACCGCAAUUCAGAUUACCUGAUAGGCGUUGUGGUGGUACAAGCUCCGCCUGCUGUAGACCAACCCAUGUCUAAUGCUUCAUUGCCAAGACAAAAUGCAGUUGGGGCUACCCAAAGCGAUGCAGAAUCGGAAAACAUCAAAAAUCAAGAAACUCAAAAUUCAGAAAAUGUUUCGUGCCCCGUCAAAGCCAAAAUUCAGUCAAACUCAUCCCAACUGAAAUCUUCCUUGUCAAGGCCCACGUCUGUUGUCAAAUCAAUUUCAGUACUUUCAUCUUCGGCGAUAGCGGAAUCGAAAGAAGAAAAGACGCCUAUCGAAACCACACCCGCUACCAAUAAACCACCCUUCAAUCAAGGACAGCCUAUUGUCGAUGGAGAGAUGUUAACGCAAAAACAAAUAUUCGAGGAGCUGAACCGUCAAGUUGGAGUUUAUAAUAUAAAACACGGAAAGUUGACAGAAGCGACAAGGUCUGUUUCGCCGAUUGCAUCAUCCAGCCUUGAGUCUUCAAGUAGUCCAUCUACUCGAUUGAAACAAAAAAGGACAUCAGUACAGGAAGAAAGUUGUGCAUCUAAACGGUUCAAAAACGUGGUCUCAUCCAAGGAGCCGAAUAUUUCCUUAACGUCCAAAGAGAAGGGAAAAUCGGAAACUGAAGGUGUGCAGCAAAAGGCCCACAUCAGUUCGAGAAAGAGUAGAAGCCCGAGUACGUUUGACAGAAGACUAUGUUUUGUGGACGGGUGCAGUAGUGAUGCGCUAACAAACAGUGUUUACUGUGCUAACCAUGUGCGAGAUUCACUCCACGCAAUGAGUGAGAAGUCGUCUCAGUUACAAGAACCGCAAAGCCACAUUAAUUCGUUGACACCUCCCAGCACCUCUUCUGAUCAGCCGUGGAAAGAUUCGGUCGACUUCAUCCUGUUGGUUAAUCAAAAGACGGGCAAAGUUCUAUGUGACUAUUCUGCUCCUAAUGUAUGUAAUGUGGAGCAAAAGCUCAAAGACAAUUCUACGUAUGUAAUUGUGAAACACAAAUCUCAACCGACAAUUCCAGCAACGGCUUCAUCAUCAAAAGUUGAUGGUUCGAAGACAUCGUCAAUGUCAAUUAAAGUCCUCGAAGCCUAAAGCGGAAAGCCUAUGAUUUCUCACUGACCGACGUAUUUUUAAAGGAUCCCAUUUCUACAGCGGAACGCGAAGAACAUUAGCAGUUGGCUGGUGUAAUGGAAAUAAAGAAAUUUUUUUUUUAGUAAACAGUAAAUUAAUUCUCCGCCCAAUUUAUCUUAAGCUGUUGAUCUUGAAUGUAACAAUUGUGAAAGUUGGUGCGCUAACUUGUUGUUUUCUGUUUUGUGUUGAUGUCGAAACAUUGUAAGGUUAAGGUUUAUUCUAAUUAUCCAGACUGUGUUAUUUUACUCAUACUUGUUUGAAAGCAGAGAAAAAACCUAGAAAUGCUUCAUGCACCAUUUUACGUUCACAAUUCCCGUACUACAUCCAUUUCGUUUUAAACUCUUUUUUAUUUAUCGUCAACCGUGUCUUCAUUUCUCUUCGAGUGACAUGAGUGAAGAAAUGGGGAAAAUAAAUCAGAAAAUAAAUUCUAAAUCUCAUCGUUAAGAAUGAACAGUAAUUCCUUUUUCCCAUUUAACGAAAGAAUCAACACUAAAACUGAUUUCAUAAUUUUUGUGCGUUCCCGCUGUUCCGUAAUUAGAUGUUGUUCUUCGCCGUGUGUGGCGCCACUAACGGUUGUGUAUCAUUCUGCCAUGCAUUGGGAGCAUUGCAUUCUGCAAAAUCAAAUUUAGCCUACUGUAGUUCUCUCAACACGUGUUUCUUAACGAUUAGAUUAGAUUUGUGUUCGUAAACAUAACUUUUAAUUAGCCAGCGAUAUCUUUUUCAAAAUAACGCACAUUUGCAGUGGGAAAUGGCGUCAGCUAUCGAAGACGAAUUCGUGACUUGCAGUAUUUGCAUGAGUGAAUACAAUGAAGAUUCCAGGAAGCCAAAAGUCUUACCUUGUUCUCACACUGUUUGCCUUACUUGCCUCCAGGGGAUAUUUCGCAACAAUGCCAUUGCAUGCCCCUACUGUCGCCAAAGUUCAAAAGUUGGUGGCCAUUUAGAUGUUCGAAAACUUCCUAUUAACUCUCAUGCUCUUCACAUCCUGAAGUUGAAUCAACAAAUAGUUGAAUUAACUACAUUGGAAGAUACAUGUGAUAAAUAUUGGUGCUUCACUUGCGGUUUCAUGGCAAAAACUGAUUGUGCCACCUCCAAACAUUCCACCCUGUAUCUGUCGGCAGACACAGUCAAUAAUUUAGAUGCCUUUGUUGAACUCAGAGAAGAAUUCCAUGCAAAGAAAACAAAGGAAAAGAUCAAUUUGACUGUAGGACUUGAAAUGAGAAAAUACAUUCAAAGUUACCUGAAUGAGCUGUCACAAUCUGUGGAGGCUGCCAAGAAACAAAUUGAAGAGCUCCAGAAUGAAAAUAACCUUUGCAUGGAUGAAAUCGUUUCCAAAUUGGAUGGCCUUCUUCAAAUAAGCGAAAAAGAUCCACAGAACAAAACUACAGAACUCUUCCUCGCUGAAGUAGCUUCAUGUUUGGAUGAUUCAACGCCAGAAGAAAUGGUAGACAAGCUGAAAGUCGAGUUAGACAAGUCUUUGGAGACGUGCCAGCAAAGUCUCAAAGAGACGGCGUCUCUCUCGUGUCAAUAUGAACAAUGGAUGAAAAAGAAAAUAGCCAUCAAGAUCUUUGAUUUGGAUGGGCGCCAAAAUACGAUUUGUCCUCUUCUCGAUCAAGGUUUCCAGUUGCUGACCGGAAACGGUUCAGAUGGUAUCUCCAAAAUUAACGAUCCGCUUGUACGUCAAGAUCUGAUUUUACUCUCGCACGUCGUGUCUUCUUUAAUGUCUCGAUGUCAACUCGGAAAGGACGACAAAAUGGAGGCGAAAAACUGCUCGAUUUUGUGAUUGACUUCCUUCAAGGAUAAAAGAAAUUUCCCCCAGAAUUCAGAUAUGGAAGAAAACAUUUUUCGGACGACAGUUGCAUUUUUUUGGUUACCCCAAAGUUCAAGAAAUUAGAUGUAUUGCAAUUUAAUUUGUGUUGAUCGUUUACCGUAAGUUAUAAACUUAUAAUCAAUUUAAAAUGCUGCGAUUUUCUCACACACACCACCUUCGUUUCCGUCUGAUAUCAUAUCAUCAUAAUAGGUACACUUUUCAAUGCAUCAAAACAUUUAGAAGCUUUUACUAACCUUUGUUCAUCGCCUAGGUUUCUUUCAGCCGUUGUAGUCAUUCUUUUUCAACAAAGAUUUUAAUCGGG